Molecule: messenger RNA, 1717 nt
Organism: Sipha flava (yellow sugarcane aphid)
Lineage: Eukaryota; Metazoa; Arthropoda; Insecta; Hemiptera; Aphididae
Product: copper homeostasis protein cutC homolog
Exons: 2
Coding region: 961-1695 (244 amino acids)
Molecular function (GO): copper ion binding
Source: RefSeq, a predicted model, not a curated record
AAAAAAAAAAAUACUCUGGUGUAGAGCCUACCAUUGAAUUGUAAAUACCGUUGUUGGAUAAUGAGACGGUACGGUGAAAAUGAUUAAUGUCACUAAUAAUGGACAAAACCAAUGAAUACUUUCUACAUGUUUCUACGUACAGUUUGGAUGUAUGGUCCGCGACUGGUGCACAGUAAAUAGUAGUGGCUGAGCAACCGUUGUUGUUGAAUUAACCGUUGGGUAAAUAACGAUCGAUGAAAAUCCGCGAGUAGGUUAGAACAAUGGAACCGUCGCAAACGUGCAAGCAAAUGCUGUUGAUCGUCACACACGAACUGCGGUUAGAGCCGAAACGUCGCGGCGUGGUUUGGUCUUGAAGAACGAACAAUGAACGCUCAAAACCACGGAAUAAAUUAUGGCGGAUGACCGACACAAACAACGAACGUUUCACGGAAAUAUUGACGUUACAACACUAUUAUUUAAUCGAUAUCAUAGACAGCGCACCCAGCACAGGUUUAUUCACGAAGCGCGUAAGUAGUACGAUGCAAGGUUUAACGGAGAAUAUUUUACAUUUCGAUUGAUAGGUUAACUUUUCCAAUACCCGUAAGAAAUUGGCGCGACACGGUGUGCAUAACCUAUACGAGAACGUGAGCGAAACUAUAACGAUACCGUAACGGAUUUUACCGGGAAAAUAAUGACAAACAAAUAUUUUCUGGUCCAACAAGCAUUAUCAUGUGGCAUGAUGUUCGUUUCUUCCACGGUUUAAGAUAUAUAUCUUGUAUAUCUUAAACCGCGGUUUCUUCUAUGAAACCAUUAUCACUACGAGCCACGAUUUUGGACAACACAGAUUGUAAUGAUAGUGUGUACCUCGAAUUGUGGCUCGUGCUGUUAUAGCGUACCGUUUUAACUACGAUUCUGCGAUUUGUUUUUGACUAAACACCUACAUUUUUAGUGAAAACAUUUGUCGUUUAGCACUUUAGAUAGAUGGAGAUCUGUGUUGAUAACAUAGAGUCUGCUAUAAAUGCAGUUACUGGAGGAGCGCACAGGCUAGAACUAUGCAGUGCAUUAAGUGAAGGAGGAUUAACGCCAUCAUUGGGGCUUUUUAAAACAUUAAAAACAAUGAUUGAUAUUCCCAUUUUUGUAAUGCUAAGACCAAAGAGUGGUUAUGAUUUUGAGUAUUCAGAUUUAGAGAUGAAAGUUAUCCUUAAAGAUUUAACUUUAUUCAAAGAUGCUGGUGCUGAUGGAUUUGUUUUUGGUGCUCUUUCUUCUGGUAAUAUAGAUAAAGUAGCAUGUUCAUCAAUCAUUUUAGCUGCUGAUCCAUUGCCUGUAACAUUUCAUCGAGCAUUCGAUGUUGUAACAAAUAAUCCUUUAAAAAUGGCAAAAGAAAUAAGUGAUAUGGGUUUCAAACGAUUAUUAACUAGUGGAAGGUGUAGUCUAGCUGUUUCUGGAAUUGAUUUAAUUAAAGAUUUAGUUGAAGCAAUGAAAGACAGUUUAAUUAUAAUUCCUGGAUCUGGUAUUAAUGUUGGAAAUCUUGAGAGUAUUUUAGUUAGAACAUCGGUACGUGAAUUUCAUACAUCAGCAAAAGUAUUAAAACAAAAUGUAUCUACAAAUAGUAUAUGCUUAGAUUCAAAUGGUAAAGCACAUUUAGUUUAUGUUACUCAGUCUAAUAUUGUACGAGAAUUACUCAAUAUUUAUAAAAAUUGUACUGAACAACAUUAAUACAUUUAAUACCACAAUUAAU